Molecule: messenger RNA, 2868 nt
Organism: Phytophthora nicotianae INRA-310
Lineage: Eukaryota; Oomycota; Peronosporomycetes; Peronosporales; Peronosporaceae
Exons: 4
Coding region: 368-2245 (625 amino acids)
Cellular component (GO): WASH complex
Source: RefSeq, a predicted model, not a curated record
CUCACAAACAAAAGUGCAAAUAUCCGCUUUCCGUGGACAAUCGCCAAGUUGCCUCUUGUGCAGGUCUCUGCCACUGCUCGCCUGGCUGCCAUGACUUCGUGCUCGAUGGGCAUCUUGCCGUUAUAACUUGAGCCGUCUACUGCGGCGAAGCUUCCUUGGUGGGCGUCGCAGGGAGCACCGGCAACGGACGGGGCGCCGCGUGCCUAAUGCUCGUGAUCUCGCUCAUUCGCUGGCUUGCGGCUUUAUUGCCGCUUGAUUGUUCCACCACACCGCAAAAGUGCAACGAGACUCUCGACAGUACCCGCCUGCGUUCUGUUGGUCGAAUCGAGACACUUGCAACCACUUCACCACCGCCAAAGCUGUUGCGAUGGGGAACAGCGGGAGUUGCCCAGUCUACGACGGAAAUUUCGUCCGCGCCGACGCCGUCGCAGUGAACUGCGGUGCCUGCCUUCCUCCAGUAUCAAAUGAUUCCUGGCUCAUCUUCCACCUCGUACUGAGCUUCGUGCUGGUCGCCUAUGUGCGCUGGAGCCGCGUGGUCAUCCACACUCACGCCUGCAACGACCGCGAGUUGCCUGCGUGCUGCCAACGGCAUCUGCAUCAUACACAGGACCACCCAGUCGAGGAGGAAACCGAGACGAUACCUGAGAAGAAAGAAGACACUAACAACACUCAACCAAAGGAGAACGAGGUGUUGCCGCUCACACCAACCUUAUCAGCUGAAGAGGAACGUGAUGCAGCAAGACUCACCGCACUUCGGAGCGAAUACGCCUCGUAUUUACAGAUGCUUAAAGUGGGUCUACCACGGGUCGUGGUUAACCACAAGAUGCGGGCCGAAAACAAGGACCCAAACGUAUUGGACGAACUUAUUGCAACUCCAAAGGCGAAGAAAGUGCCAACACCUAUUGAAAUCCCAAAGGUAGAAGAACCAGUUGAGGAUAAAGACCCAGAACACACGCAAAAGGUUGAGUCAUUCAUCAGGAUGAUUAAGGUGGGUGUCCCGCGUCAUGUUGUGGAGAUGAAGGCCAAGAGAGAAGGCGUAGACCCAGCUGAGUUAGACGGGAAGACUGGAGCUGUGUCCCCGGUAAAUUCUUCAGGCGAUAGUGAGGCCCCUCCAGCAAGUCUAGCUGCUCGAUCCAGACGCUCCAGUAUCAGUUCUGUCGUGUCGACAGCGCCUUCCACGCCUGACGCAAUGACCACGCGUGCUGCCUCAACUGUGACUAGUCAUAAUGGCCGCACAUUGGCAAUGAUGGCACUGCGUAAGAUGAACAAUGGGAUGCGCAAAAAGCUGCACUGGUCGACAACGCCAUACACUGGAGCAGUCAUUCCAGCUCAACGCCGUGACUCCCUGUGGAGUAGAAUCCAUGCAAAAGAUAAACUCGAUCGUGUGUGCAUUUCAAGUGAAAGUCGACGUUGGAUGGAGAAACUGUUUGUCAAAGUUGUGGCUAAAGCAAAAGUCAGUCGACGACGAACCAAUAGUGGAAAUACUGCUACACCAGAGAAGAAACAGUCGCAGUCACGCUUCGAACAGGAGAAGCGUGAGCGUGCAAACUCCGAUCCCGCUUUCUUUGACGAACCGGAAGUGGAGGUUGAACCGGAUGUCGAGGUGGAUGGAGAGGAGGAAGUGGCGAAAGACCCGGGCAGUGCGUUCUUGCACCGCAAGAUGUAUGUCGUACUUCUUGACCACAAAAAAUCACAGAACAUUGCCAUUGUACUGGCACGAGUGAAGCGAACUUUUCCCGAGCUCACGCACGAAAUUUUGACGCUGAACUGCGACGUGUUGUCCAGUCCAGCACUGCAGUCGUUGAUUGACAUGUGGCCUGACAGUGCGGAGCAAGAAGCAAUUGACCAAUUCGAUGGUGACGUGACGAGGCUAGCUACGGCGGAGCAGUUUUUGAUAGUCGCUCGCAAGAUCCCGAGGGCACAGCAGAAGCUACGCUGUCUUCAAUUCAAGAUGGAUUUUGCUCCACGAGUCGAGGAACUUCGUGACAAUUUGAAGCUACUCAUUCGAGGUAUCCAGCAAGUGUGUGCAAGUGAUCGUUUCGCUGGCGUGUUGGAGUAUGUUUUCCACUUGGGUAAUCUAUUGAACUUCGGCGAAGGAGUGGAGUACACGAAAUGGGUGAAGAGUAUUUCCAUCAGCUCGUUGGCAAAACUCUCGUUCACAAAGGCCUACGACGGACGGAUAUCUUUCCUACAGUAUGUCAUCCAGUCUGUCGAGGUAAGCGCUGCAGCUUUCCUAUUCCUGUGAGACCUGUAUGUAACGUUUUGCAUGCAUUCUCUUUACAGCGUGAUGAGCCACACCUCGCAUUGUUUAGUGACCAAUUGCCACUAAUAACCAAGUGCAGUAAACUCUCCGUCCAGAGUCUAUUUGCCGAGUACCAGUCACUCAAAGGCGGGCUUCGUAUGCUGAUCAACGAGACGCAAAAAGCUGCAAUAUUUAAGACUGACGACACCGAUUUACGGGCAGAUUUGGCUGAGUCACGAGAAAGUAUGAGAUUGUAUGCCAUGGAGGUCGAACAAGAGCUUGACGGCGUGCAAAAGCUCGUGAAUCAAUUGGAGAAAGAGAGAAAACACUUUUUGAACUACUUUGAGGAAGAAGAUACUUUACCAAUCGACGAGUUGCUUGGUUUUAUCGCCAGCUUCGCGGAGGAAUACUCACGUGAGCGACAACAACUUAUUCUUCGUGCUCGACGUGCACAGAAGGCCAACCACAACCGCUCGGCGUCGAGCAACUCGUUUUCUCUUAAGCGUCACAGUUUGUAAGACCUGACACCCUUGUGUCAUUCAUUUAUUAGUUUAGCUGUCGGCUAGCGCAUUUAAAUAUUUCCCAAAUGCCAAUAUGAAAUUCUGAUCCAUCGACAUGACUCGACA